AUGCACGGGCUCGGGUGUGAGGUGCUAGAUGUUGCUGUCGCCCAGAGUAGCACAGGAGUUUGUCAGCGGAAUGGUGACCCUGCUGAUGCUGUUUUCUCACCGGUGACCUGUCGGUGGUUGACGACAAACAAGCAUGGAUUCGGAUGCCGUGUCCUCUCUCAUUCGCGUAUCACGAAUCACUUCUUACCUUGGAGCAAGCAGGCGAAAGGACCUGGUAGUCUGCACUUGACGUAA
Molecule: messenger RNA, 234 nt
Organism: Peronospora matthiolae
Lineage: Eukaryota; Oomycota; Peronosporomycetes; Peronosporales; Peronosporaceae
Source: the annotation of a GenBank genome assembly